This is a messenger RNA of Guyanagaster necrorhizus, 294 nucleotides long. RefSeq lists its product as uncharacterized. NCBI's taxonomy places the organism in Eukaryota, Fungi, Basidiomycota, Agaricomycetes, Agaricales, Physalacriaceae. The coding region runs from base 1 to 294 and encodes 97 amino acids. The record is from RefSeq and is a predicted model, not a curated record. The transcript has 2 exons.
AUGGAACACGACCAACCCAGCCGGCACCCAAGACACGCCCGCAAAGCACCUCGCGGCUUCGGCCACCCCCUGAAUCAAACUAAUCAAUUAGCCGACCACGGGGGCCCAAAGUACCACACAUGUCCGUUACUCUACUCCAUAUUACACGCAAAAACACCAGGGGAACUCGGAAGGAAGACCGGAACAAGACGGAGAGAGGAUACUGAGGACCUGUACCUCCACCAUGUCUUAGCAUACCCCCAUGCAGACGAGUCCCGGAUUGCUAUGGUCAGGGCGGAAUCAUCGCCGGUCUGA